Cladophialophora immunda is the source of this 2012-nucleotide messenger RNA. Its product is annotated as 3'(2'),5'-bisphosphate nucleotidase. The record is from RefSeq and is a predicted model, not a curated record. The transcript has a single exon. Gene Ontology annotation, molecular function: 3'(2'),5'-bisphosphate nucleotidase activity. The coding region runs from base 121 to 1563 and encodes 480 amino acids. Gene Ontology annotation, biological process: phosphatidylinositol phosphate biosynthetic process; sulfate assimilation. NCBI's taxonomy places the organism in Eukaryota, Fungi, Ascomycota, Eurotiomycetes, Chaetothyriales, Herpotrichiellaceae.
GUCAUGGUCAUGGUCAUGGUCAUGGUCUCGGUCUGACUGAAUGGCUUUUGACUGCUGCCCCUCCAGAUGGCCGUCUGCUCCUGAAAGCCUGAGAUUUGUUCCCCGGAUUGGCGGUGAGUGAUGCACUUCCUCCUCCCGUUCAAUCCCAACCAUCGCGUCCCCGUCCUCUUCCCCUUCCCCUUCCCCUUCCACUUCCUCCGCCGACCCGCCUCUUUUGUCCUCGUCACCGUCUUCUGCUCCGCUGCUGUCUUGAUCGUCGCUCUCAUCCUGGCAUCGCCUCAUCGUCCAGCAACAUCCUCUCUGCUGCCGCGUCUGGGUGCGUUGAUCUCUCAAUUUCCGCUGGCAUCACCCCCCACCGCCCUCUUAAGCGUCAUAUCGGGCCUUGGCAUCAGAUCCCAAUCCCAACGAAGCCCCUCUGCCCACGCGAUCAGCGCCAAUAUCCUCAACAACAACAACAUCCGCGCCACAAACAACGCAGCAGCAGACACCCCGCUCACCACCAUGGCCUACGAGAAGGAGCUCAAGGUCGCCCAGCUGGCCGUCGCCCGCGCCGCCAUCCUCACCAAAGCCGUCUUCCACGAGAAGGCCAAGGGCACCGUGUCCAAGGACGACAAAUCCCCCGUGACGAUCGGCGACUUUGGCGCCCAAGCCCUGAUCAUUGCCGCCAUCAAGCACAAUUUCCCUGCCGAUGAAGUCGUCGGUGAAGAAGAGGCCUCCUCUCUCCGCGAACAGAAGGAGCUCUCAUCUAAGAUCUGGAACCUCGUCAAGGAUGCCCGACUCACCGACCCCGAAAGCGACGCCCUGCUCGGCGGACCGCUCAAGUCUGAAGAGGCCAUGCUCGACGCCAUCGACCAGGGCAACUCGGCCGGCGGCAACAAGGGCCGCAUCUGGGCGCUGGACCCCAUUGACGGCACCAAGGGUUUCCUCCGCGGCGGACAAUACGCCGUGUGCCUCGCCCUCAUGGUCGACGGCGACGUCAAGGUCGGCGUCCUGGGCUGCCCGAACCUGCCUGUCGACGACUCGGCCCCGCUGACCGAGGACAUGGGCGCCGCGGCCACCGACGCGGAGGGCAAGGGCGUCCUCUUCUCGGCCGUGCAGGGCGAAGGCGCGAGCUCGCAACCCCUGACCCGGGGCCCCGUGACCAAGGGCCAGCCGAUCCACGUGAGUAAGAUCGCCAAGGUGAGCGAGGCCGUCAUGUGCGAGUCGGUCGAGCCGGGCCACUCCAGCAAAGGCGACAACGCGCUCAUCGCCGAGAAGCUGGGCAUCACCGGCCGCCCCGUGCAGAUGGACAGCCAGGCCAAGUACGGCAGCGUGGCCCGCGGCGCGGGCGACCUGUACCUCCGCCUGCCCGUGCGCAAGGACUACAUCGAGAAGAUCUGGGACCACGCCGCCGGCGACCUGAUCGUGCGCGAGGCCGGCGGCCAGGUCACCGACGUCGCCGGCAAGCGCCUCAACUUCAGCCUCGGCCGCACCCUGCUCGAGAACAAGGGCGUCGUCGCCACCCCGGCCAACGUCCACGCCGAGGUCCUCAAGGCCGUCCAGGAGGUGUUGGGCGCGAAAUAAUUAAGGCCGUCCCAACCAAGAUCGGUCCAAGAAGGGGAUAGAGGUAUAGAGAAAAAAUUGCUUGGCGUCAGGUCAACAUGAACGAGACCCAGGAGCUAUGUGAUUUGAUCGAUUCAUCGAAUGAUUUUGAUUUGACUGAAUGAAUGUAUGUGGUUUGGGCCCAGUGAUGGCACGCUACGGUAUGCUAUACCCCGUGCUGCCACAUCCAGAUCUACCCAUCUAUCUACACGCCUACCUUACCAUCACGAGGACGUUCUCAGGAAUGAAUGAUUGACGGUUCAAAGGAAAAGAAACGAAAAAGGGUUCAAGAUGAAAGAAGCGCGAAUGCAUAGACCACCCGACCACCUGUGUUUGGUACAUGUUAGAUAGCUUUAGCUAGCUACUAGACAGGUUUUUUUCCAUCUCUGUCUGUGAAUGAGUCUUGAGCCUUACAACCUUUUGAAAACUUG